Molecule: messenger RNA, 2418 nt
Organism: Fusarium oxysporum Fo47
Lineage: Eukaryota; Fungi; Ascomycota; Sordariomycetes; Hypocreales; Nectriaceae
Product: tRNase Z
Exons: 2
Coding region: 1-2418 (805 amino acids)
Biological process (GO): mitochondrial tRNA 3'-end processing
Cellular component (GO): mitochondrion
Molecular function (GO): 3'-tRNA processing endoribonuclease activity
Source: RefSeq, a predicted model, not a curated record
AUGGCGACUUCAGUUGAGAUCGCUUCUGCGCCCACUGUGGACACUCCUGGCACUUGUCUCUUUGUCCACAGUGAGAGACGGGCAUAUUUGUUUGGCCGACCCGAAGAAGGGACUCAGCGCGCUUUCCAGAGCAGGAGACUAGGAAUGGGAGCAACGGAACAGGUCUUUCUCAGCGGCAGUGUUUCAUGGGAGUUGGUAGGAGGUCUGUUCGGCUAUGUUCUCACGGUUGGUGGCGUACUAGAAGCUAGCAGAGAACAAACUGCAGUGAUGAAUGAGGAAAGGAAGAGUAAAGGUCAGAAGUUGACGAAGCAGGCUGCUUUUGAAACCAUUCACAUCCACGGUGGCGAGAAUCUGAACCACACUUUGGCCGCAUGCCGUCCCGUCAUCUUACGACAGCCGAUUUCCGUGCGCACGCAUGAGCAUAGAGAAAACCCUCGGCUUGAGAAAAUCGAGAGCAUAGAACCCGACUGGAAAGACGACGUGCUUCGUUUCAAAGAAUGGUCACCACUUUCGGACCCUGAAUAUGCGUCCACUCUUGUUGAGAAGGUCAUGUUCAAUGGAAAACUCAAAGGCAACGGUAUGCUUAUCCCCGUCAAGCUGAGCGAGGUCAAGCCCAGGGAUACGGUCUUUACACGCCAAAAAGGCGAAAUAAAACUGUACAAGGGCCCGAGACCUGGCGAUGGGUCAGAACUGACAGGACCGGAUCAAACUGUUUGGGUGUUCCCCGAGAAGGAGGCUCAAAUUGAUCGCAGCGCAGAUAUCAUCAACGUGACACAUCGACGACUGCCCCCAACAAUCUACAGCCAAAGCUCUAUGUGCUAUAUCGUCAAAUGCCUCGAUCGUCGCGGGAAAUUCAACCCUCAGAAGGCCAAGGAGCUUGGGGUACAUGUCACUGACUUCAGGCAUUUGACUGCGGGGAGCACUAUAGUGACAAAAGAUGGCGUCACUGUAACUCCUGAGCAGGUCCUUGGCGAGACUCAGCCUGGUCAAGGAUUUAUCCUCGCUGAUAUCGAGUCUCGCGAUCUUAUCGACUCUUUCAUGGAGCGACCUGAAUGGUCUAAUUCUGAAUUGAUGUCUCAUGUGGCUAUCGUGUACUGGAUUCUCGGCCCUGGAAUAGCAGACGAUGCUAGAAUUCAGAAGUUUGUGGAUGAGCACCCCACGAUGAAGCAUUUCUUUUGUGCUCAAGACACCUGCCCCAAUAUGAUCUCUCUGGCUGGACCUGGGCAGUUACAGACCAAGCUACGGAGGAUCGACCCUGAGAGAUUCACUCUCCUCAAGUACGAUAACGAUAUCAAGGGAGCCAUGCCAAAUGGAUCACAAGUUGAGUCUGGCCGGAUAGGAAACAAAAUUUCGCUCAUGCCCCGACUCAAAUUUGGCGAAGGCGAGAUUGCCCCGUUUCCUGCUCUCGGAGAGGCAGCUCAGUCUGUCAGUGAUGAGAUUCUCGAAUUAGCACGAAAGGCUCGUGAAGAGACAUCUGAUCCUGAGUUUCUGCGAAAAUUGGAAGAGGAUGAACAAGAUAUUCCCAGCCGCGAUGCUGAAAUCAUCCCCCUUGGAACUGGCUCUUCAAUCCCAGGCAAAUAUCGCAAUGUUUCGUCAACACUGAUUCGGGUGCCUGGUAUUGGAAACUAUCUUCUCGAUGUUGGUGAGGGCACUUUGGGUCAAAUCCGACGUCUCUUUGGAGAGGAGGAAACUGGAAAUAUCCUCCGAGAUCUCAGGUGCAUUGUCAUCAGCCAUCUUCACGCUGAUCAUCACCUUGGUACUCCCAAUUUGAUCAAAGCUUGGUACGAACACACCAUUGAAGAUACCAAUGCCAAGUUAGCUGUAUCUUGUGUAUCAAGAUACAAGGCGCUCCUGGAAGAGGUCUCUCAAGUCGAGGAUAUUGGUUUCCACAGACUACAUUUCCCCAAUUGCAAUAGCACCAAGCCCGAUAAGCUCAACAACGGUCGCUUUGUGAUCAAGAACGGCGACUUCGGGCUCCGUGCUAUCAAGCGCAUUCCAGUUCCUCACUGCUGGCUCUCCUACGGAACAGAACUCGAGCUCACAUCCGGUCUCCGCAUCGCAUACUCAGGUGACUGCCGUCCCUCAGACGAGUUUGCACAGGAGUGCGAAGGUGCCCACCUACUUGUUCACGAGUGCACGUUCGACGAUGACAUGUUGUCUCACGCUAAGAAGAAGGGCCACUCUACGAUGGGCGAGGCACUAGAGAUUGCGCGCAAGAUGAAGGCUCGAAGGACGCUGCUCACGCACUUCUCGCAACGCUAUGUCAAGGCUGAUUCGUUGAAGAGAGACGAGAGAGGUCGGGCUGGUGAGACGCUCAUGGCUCUUGAUCUCAUGAGUAUUAAGCUGGGAGAUUUCAAGAAGGCGGCUGCUUUCCAGCCUGCGAUUGCUAUGCUCAUGGCAGAUGCGGGUGACAAAUAA